This is a messenger RNA of Rotaria sp. Silwood1, 1710 nucleotides long. The record is from the annotation of a GenBank genome assembly. NCBI's taxonomy places the organism in Eukaryota, Metazoa, Rotifera, Eurotatoria, Philodinida, Philodinidae.
AUGGUUGAACGAAAAUCUUCUAACGAUUAUCGACGUUUUUUCAGCAUAGGUAAAUUAAUGUUCCAAACAAAUGAUUUAUUAUCAAUACCAGAAGAUCCUGAUGUUAUUAACAUUGACAAAUCAUUCAAAAGUGAAGUGAUAAAAACAAAAAAAGAUAAUAACAAGAAAAAUUUUUCUGAUAAAGAUCGUAUUAAUAUAAAUGUAAGUGGACUUCAUUUUGAAACAUUAAAAUCAACAUUGGAAUUUUAUCCAAAUACACUUUUGGGUAAUGAAGAACGACGAAAAUAUUUCUAUGAUUCAAUACAUAAUGAAUAUUUUUUUGAUCGUCAUCGAUCCUGUUUUGAUGCAAUUCUUUAUUAUUAUCAAUCAAAUGGUCGAUUACGUCGACCAAAUUUCGUUUCAAUUGAUACAUUUCUUGAAGAAAUAACUUUUUUUGAUUUAGGUGAACAAGCUCUUGCUCAAGCAAGAGAAGAAGAAAAUUUAAAAGAACUUAAAAAAAUAUCUUUACCACGAAAUAGAUUUCGUCGUUAUUUAUGGGCUACAUUAGAACAUCCAGAAUUUUCAUUUAUAGCUAAAUGUGUACAAAUUUUAUCUGUAUUUGUUGUUUUAUUAUCAACUCUUGCUUUAGCUAUUGAAUCAUUACCUCAAUAUAAAAAUUUAAACAAUAAUACAUCUACAAAUGAUAAUAAUCAACAAAUUUUAAUAAAAAUCAAUCAAACAAAUAAUACUGAUCAAUUAUUGAUAGUAAAAUAUAAUUAUCAGAAUUAUUUUUCAUCACCAUUUAUUAUUAUUCAAACAGUAUGUAUUAUUUAUUUUACAUUAGAAUUAAUUUUACGUAUAAUAAGUAUGCCAUCAUUAUAUGGAUUUAUUAAUAGUUUUAUGAAUUGGAUUGAUAUUCUUUCUAUAUUACCAUAUUAUAUUGGUAUAAUUAUUUUUUUUACUAAUCAAGGUUUUCAUAGUCAUUCAAAAACACAAUCUGCAUUACAAUUACUAAGAAUUCUUCGUUUUGUACGUGUAUUUAAAUUCUAUCGAAUAUUUCGAAAUAUAAAAGCAAUACGAGUAUUAGCAAUAACAUUAACUGAAUCUUUUGUGGAUUUUAUUAUUUUAGCUGCUAUAUUAACUUUAUUAGGUUUUGUAUUUGGUGCUAUUCUUUAUUAUAUCGAAAAUGAUAUUAAUGGAACUCAAUUUAAUUCAAUAUUUACAGCAACUUAUUGGGGAAUUAUAACAAUAACUACUGUUGGAUAUGGUGAUUUGGCACCAUCAACACCUGGUGGACGAAUUAUUGGUUGUUUUUGUGCUGUAAGUGGAACAGGUACAAUAGCUAUGCUUACAUCAAUACUUGUUGAUCGAUAUCAACGAGUAUAUAAUCGUCGAAUGUAUAUUAAACGACAAGAAAUUCAUUUUGAUGAUGUUUUUAAUAUUAAAAAAAAUGAUCUUGAAUCAAAACAUUAUAAUCAAGAUCGAGCCAGUUUAAUUCUCAAUGAUAAUCAUGUAAAAGAACAAGAACAUCAAUAUAUUUUACAUAACGAACAAAAUAAUUAUCUUACUCAAAUAAAAGAUAAUGAAGAAAAUUUCAACUCAUCAAUUAUAGAUACAAUCAAUCAAGAUAGAAAUCAAAUAUAUUUCACAGUAUAUCAUUCACCAAAUACAACCAAUGCAACAAUAGUAGAAAAUAAACUUAAUGACACUAAUAUGAAUAUGAAUAAUUAA